Aureobasidium musti is the source of this 1341-nucleotide messenger RNA. NCBI's taxonomy places the organism in Eukaryota, Fungi, Ascomycota, Dothideomycetes, Dothideales, Saccotheciaceae. The record is from the annotation of a GenBank genome assembly.
AUGGCAACCGCCGUGGCCGCUACUCCUGGCUUGUCGUCNUUUUUGAAAUCACUCAAGCACGCUGAUGUCGAGACUUCGAUUGAACAUUUCAUCUCACCUUGUGCUAUUGCAACCACUCAACUACUGCUUCGUAUUGUCGCUGCUUCCNNAAAGACCAGAGAUGCUGGUUCCCUGAUCGAGCGUGUGCGCAAGGUUGGUCAGCGCUUGAUUGCUGCCCAGCCCCGCGAGAUGGCAGUCGGUAACAUUGUGCGCCGCGUUCUUGGUCUGAUCAGAGAGGUCGAGGAGACUGGACUGGAUGCUGCUAUCAGCGAGGCCGAACACAGCGAUGAACCCCAGCAAUCUCACAACAACUCACUGCAUCGACCAGUCAUGAACUCACACAUCUCCGACUUUAGCCCACUACAUCACAGCGCUGCUGGUCCUACCAACGUGGAUUUGAGGCAGGGGAGCCCUGCUUCGGCCGAAUUCCAGGAUACUACGGGAGCUCACAGACCUCCUCUUCUUACUUCGCACACUUCUUACGCUACGGGUCCUCAGGUUACUUCGCUGUUCGGACUUCUUUCACAUCCAGAUGAGCCUUCUCCGAUAGCGACUCCACCAGCAGGUGCUCAAUCUCCAGUCUCAAAGACAGGUCUCCGCCUAGGAAGCAUUGCCGAGACAGCGCAGGCCAAAAUGGACGUCAAGGCCGAAGUCAUCGACGGGAUUAAGGAGCUCGUCGAUGAACUGGAAAUCGUCGACGACCAGAUUGCCGCCUCGGCACUCGAGCACAUCCACGCCAACGAAAUCAUCCUCACCCACACUUCCUCGCAGACCGUCCAAAAGUUCCUCAUCGCUGCAGCUCGCAAGCGAAAGUUUACUGUCAUUCACGCUGAAGCUUACCCUAACGAUCACGUCGACACACACGCUACUGUCUUGACUGGCGGCAAGAAAGGCAACGAUGACGACGAAGAAGCAGAUGAGCGAUGGAAGCCGCUCAUCUCCAUGGGCAUCCAAGUCAUCAUGAUCCCAGACUCUGCUGUGUUUGCGCUUAUGUCGCGCGUCAACAAGGUCAUCCUCGCUCCGCAUACUGUCCUUGCCAAUGGCGGUUUGAUUGCAGCUACUGGAGCUCUUACCAUCGCGCAAGCAGCAAAGGUGCAUCAAACCCCUGUUGUCGUGGUCAGUGGUGUGUACAAGCUUAGUCCUGUGUAUCCCUUUGACAUGGAGGAGCUGGUCGAGCACGGUGACCCGGGCAAGGUCAUUGAUUUCCAACAAGGUGAUCUGGUUGAGAAUGUUGAUGUCAACAACCCCAUCUACGAUUACGUUAGUGCCGACCUUGUGGACUUGUACAUCACCAACCUGUAA